Messenger RNA from Thyridium curvatum, 1860 nucleotides. RefSeq lists its product as uncharacterized. The record is from RefSeq and is a predicted model, not a curated record. The transcript has a single exon. Gene Ontology annotation, molecular function: DNA-binding transcription factor activity, RNA polymerase II-specific; zinc ion binding. NCBI's taxonomy places the organism in Eukaryota, Fungi, Ascomycota, Sordariomycetes, Thyridiales, Thyridiaceae. Gene Ontology annotation, biological process: regulation of DNA-templated transcription. Bases 1 to 1860 code for a protein of 619 amino acids.
AUGGAGUUGGACAUCGGUCUAGAUUCAACCCCACAGAAUGCAUCCGAUCACUUUCCAAGACCCUCGCCUCGGGGCACUGCUUCUUAUCCCCGACGACGAGCCGUCAAAGCUUGCCAAACUUGCCGAGCAAGACGAACCAAGUGUGACAAUCGCAAGCCGUCAUGUUCAUUCUGCCUCAAGGUCGGGGCAACCUGCAUCCAGUCACCAGUCGACCUGUCGAGCUUUGACCCGGCGAGCCUCAAGAUACUGGAACGUCUGGACGAUCUCGAAGAGGUCUUCAAGUCAGCACUGAGCUUGCAGGGAUCGGCCUCAGGAUGCAAUGCGGACAGUGUACCAAGCCCCGAAAUGCGGGUGACAAAGGCACCGGACCAGCCCCUGGACCCAAGCGUGGUCAUGCCUGUGUCUACGCGCCAAAUCCUCUCCUGGCCCAAGUUCCGCUGUAUUGCCCCCCAAAGCCUAGAAUUCUCGUCUCCAGAAUCUUCUCACCACCAACAGAGUCGGCCAGGGCCGUCUGCGCAAUCGCCCAUCUCAGUUGUGGGCACUGUGGACCUGGAACCCGGGCGGGCCCAGAAUCUGGUGGAGAACUUCCUCAACUACGUCCACAUCAAGAACCCCAUAUUUGAUGAGAGAAUUCUCUGGCGGCUGGUGCAGUCAGUCGCGCUCAACGGUGUCGACUGGUCUGCGGACUCGUGCUUGUUCCUCCUAGUCUGCGCCCUGGGCUCGAUCGCGACCCCUUUUGGACCAAGCCCUGACACCAUGCCAUCAUGCGAGGCAUAUCACAGGGCGCAGGGCUUCUUUCAAGCUGCACAGAAGCGUCUGGGUAUGGUGCUGUGCUCUGAUGACAUUCUGGCGCCACAAUGUCUCUUCCUAUCUGGGGUAUUUAUGAUGUGCACAUUCCAAAUACCAAAGGCAUGGAGGUUCUUCCUGCAGGCCUUGGCGCAUUGCCAGGAUAUGGAGUUCUUGUCAUUUCGAUCUCAGCCGGGGACUGGUACGGGCUUGGAAAUGGUGCCGCAGACCUUGGACUCCGACACUCUCCACCAAGCUGUUUACUGGUCAGCGUGGAAGUCGGAGCGAGAAGCGCAGAACGUCUUGUCCCUUCCGGACUUUUCCCGCAAGGAUCACGGCUCCGGGUUGUACCCGGCAUUCUUCCCAACUCCUCCGGCCGCAUCUUCUGAAGCAGAUCUGGCCGGCUCGGGAAGGCAAAGGGAACAGACUGCAUGGUACUUCUACUUGGCAGAGAUCUCUCUGCGUCGCCUCGUCGCACGCAUCAGUGAUGAGAUACGGACCCUGCAGAGGACCCAUUCCAGCCUUGACUCCUUUUUACAUGCUGCAGCGGCAGCAGUACCCACUUAUGAGGCUCAAAUCCAGGAGUGGAUGAACUCUCUCCCCCCGUCUUUGUCUCUCGACAACACGUCAGGUACCGAUAUUUGCCAGUUCGUACUCGAAGGGCAUGCUAUCAAUGCAUUUGAAUCCAUCUACUGGCCCUUCUUGGCCGCCCGUUUGGUCACGCCCGUCUUAGACUUGCAUCUGCUAGACCACUUUCUUGGCUAUGCGCAACAGGCACUUGACAAUCACGCGUGGAGGUUGAGAGCGAACGAGCCCGGGUUCAGGCAUCGGCAUCACGGGACGUAUUUCAUGAUAGGGUCUUGCUCGAGAAGCGCGUUAGUCCUCGUGCUCACGGCUUGGCAUAUUGAGUCUCUGUCUGCUGGGAAGCCUGCUGUGCCGCCCCCGCUGGUCAUGCCUGCAGGAUGGAGGGACUUGGUGACCAGCGUCUCCGGAAUGUUGGACCAUUGGAGUGGGGAAACACACGACUUUGACGAUGUGCGUUCUGUUCUUAGUCAGUAUGCUAUUUUCAAUUGA